AUGACUGGCGUUCAUCCCAAGAACGACCAAGGUGCGGUCCAUGGCCAGACCAUUGAGCCAGCCCCCAAAGUAGGCUCGACUUCCAAAGCUGCUCCCACGGCGCGCGAGCGCCUCGCAUCUUUGGCUUCCCAUCUGCUACCUCAGGGCCAGACUGAGUUCGACUAUGUCAUCGUGAGUGCAGCGCGGCCACUGGCAGCCGGCUUAGCGCCUCACAUAUCCAUCUCACAUCAUUCUGACGCACUACCUUCACCUCAACCCCAUCUUUCCGAUGCAGGUUGGCGGCGGGUGAGGUAGUCAGGUGUCCCUGCGUCCCACCCUCUGUCUGAUUUUGCGCUGACAAGUUCAUUCCGUUCAUCCUGUGCAGUACCGCUGGUGCUGUUCUAGCCAAUAGGCUCACACAAGACAGCGGUGCGACAGUAGCCGUGAUAGAGGGAGGACCCAGUGAUGUCGGUCUUGACGUGUGAGUGCAUGAAUAAAGUGCAAGGAGCUCUUCAGCGCCCUUAGAGUGCAGGUGAGCUCUGGCUAAAUGCGGUCCUCUCCUUGCCUCAGCGUGCUGGAUCUCUCUCGCUGGCUGGAGCUGCUCGGCUCUGAGCUGGAUUACGACUAUCCAACGACGGAGCAGCCAAGGGGCAACUCGCACAUCAGGCACAGUCGUGCCCGUGUCUUGGGCGGUUGGUGAGUCCCGCUUCCCUUCGGAUUGUUGGGCGAGAGGCGUCGCUCAUGCGCCUGCGGAAAUUGUCUCCUAGCUCGAGCCACAACACGCUCAUCAGCUUCCGGCCAUUCAACGAGGAUCUGGAUCUUUGGGCAAAGGAAUUUGGCUGCCCUUCUUGGGACAGCAAGACAAUACAGCCUUAUGGAGAUCGCCUGAAGCUCAAUACGUUACCUGUCGCUCAUCAACAAAGGAACAAUGUCGUGCGCGACUGGGUUUCCGCUGCAAGCUCAGCGACAGGCGCGCCGGUCAUCGACGAUUUCAACGCCCAAAUCGUUCACAAGGGUGGCUUCUCUUCCGGAGUGGGCUUCUUCAACAUCUCAUACGACCCUCAUAACGGCCAGAGGAGCAGCGCAUCGACCGCCUACCUUCACCCAAUCAUGCCCCACAGCCCGCAGAGACGCAACAACCUGCACCUCUUCCUCGAGACUUGGGCUAGACAUCUAGUCUGGGACGAGCACGAUUCUCUGCGGGCUCGGGGUGUCGCGGUGCGUACCAAGUACGGCCUCGAAAAGACCAUCACUGCAAGGCGCGAGGUCAUCCUGGCAGCCGGUGCUAUCGACACUCCCCGCCUGCUCUUGCUCAGCGGCGUGGGGCCAAAAGCAGAGCUCGAAAACGUUGGCGUGCCAGUCCACCACGAUCUCCCGGGAGUCGGGGAAAAUCUAGUGGAUCACCCUGAAAGCAUCUGGAUGGCGGAGACCCGGCACACUCCGCCAGAGACAGUCAUGAGCUCCGAUGCGGGUCUCUUUUUGAGGAUCUUCCCCUCGUCGGCUGAGCCAUGGAAGGCUAUGGAGCAGGAGAUGAGCAAGAUCCCUGACCUCAUGUUUCACGUAAGCUUGCACAGAGUCAGCCGUCGCCAGCAACUAGCACCCUCAUGAUGCCUUUCCCACCAACGACAGAUAUAUCAAGUGCCCUUUGCGGACAACACAGAACGCAUGGGGUGAGUCCUCUGGCCGGAUCCGGUGGUCGACAUCUGGUCGAGCUGACUUGGCAGUGCCUGAAUCGCGUCACCAGAUACGAGCGUCCAAAGAAUGCGAUCUGCAUGACGCCCAACAUCCCACGUUCUCAGGCCAAGGGCAAGUUGAGUUUAGCUUCCAACAAUCCUGCCGAGAAACCGCUUUUGAACUUCCGGUACUUUGAGGAUGCCAAUGAUUACGACGCAAAGGUCCUCGUUCAAGGAAUUCAUCUGGCACGCAAGAUCGCAAAUAGUGCGCCCUUCUCCCAACACAUCGUCAAGGAAGUGGCACCUGGACCUAACGUAGAGACUGAUGAGGAGAUUAGCGAGUACGCACGACGCGCAGCACAUACCGUGUACCACCCAGCAGGUAAGAUGCGCGUGGUAGGCCUGUGGCAAUUGGGUUGUAGCGCUCACACCUAAGCCCAUUUCGCAGGAACCUGUCGAAUGGGCACGCCAUCCACGACCGACCCACUCGUAGUUGUCAACGAGGCUGAUCUAAGAGUGGUAGGCUUGAAAGGCUUGCGUGUAUGCGACGCCAGCCUCAUGCCUUUGUUGCCCACGGUCAACCCGAUGAUCACAGUGCUCAUGAUGGCAGAACGAGCCUCCGAUCUUAUCAACAACGACGCUUGGCUUCAAGGGUACCGAAAGACUACCUGGUAAGAACGAUGUGCAUUGGAAUUGACUGUAUGUAGGGUAGAAGCUGUCUAAUGUCACUCAGGAUUUGGACUAGAGAAGUGUGA
Ceraceosorus bombacis is the source of this 2407-nucleotide messenger RNA. The record is from the annotation of a GenBank genome assembly. Lineage: Eukaryota; Fungi; Basidiomycota; Exobasidiomycetes; Ceraceosorales; Ceraceosoraceae.